Molecule: messenger RNA, 1952 nt
Organism: Ciona intestinalis (vase tunicate)
Lineage: Eukaryota; Metazoa; Chordata; Ascidiacea; Phlebobranchia; Cionidae
Source: RefSeq, a predicted model, not a curated record
GUUUCAGUUUUUAUCUCGAACAUUCGUUUACGUCUAGUCCAGUGAAUUGUUACGUCACAAUGGUCUAAUUCGAAAUUCCUACCCAACGUCCAAUCAGAUGCAGCAAGCAGUUCACACACUGCGUUACUUGGUUGCUUGACGCAACAACUUUAGACGUUUUGAGCAAGGCAAAAUGAUAGCGAGUUCGUUUGAAAAUGUUCCACCAAUUCCUACUUCACCACCCCCACCCCCACCGACGUCACCCCCACCAACGUCACCUCCACCGGCGUCGCCCUCACCUGACCCUAACUCUUAUAUUCCAACAGUUAAGCCUUCUAAAGGAAUGCUGGAUCAGAGAACCUUUAAAAGGAUUGUUGCAUUGAUUUCUAUCUUUAUAACGUUGAUAGGAAUUGCUCUUGUUAUUGUAGCUUGCACGAUUGACCCAGAUGACUUUGAUGAGAGUCGUGUGGCUUUCGAUGGAGAUAUCCAGCUAGAGGAGGAUGAUGAUGGUUUCAUCCAGUGGGACGACGCCUACAGUGAUCCUGAUUCGGAUAAAUCUCGAAAAUUGGAACAUAAGCUGUCGAGAAAAAUUAAAGCAGCUUUGGAUGAAGAAGGUUUUAUGGUAGACAGAGUGGAAAUUAAAUCUUUAUCUAAGGCAGCUCCCCGCAUGAUAAACCGAAAUGAAGAAAUUAAAAAUGUCACGGAUAAAAAGUUUGGUACUGCUAAUGCAAAGUAUGCAAACAAAAAGUACAAUGGGAUAUCCUUUGUGAAAGUUAAGUACGUGGUGUUUGGGAAACCUUCCAAAAAUGCAGCUACGUUUCAAAGUGCGAAAUAUAAGUCCUGGUGGAAAAUGAGGGGCAGGUUGCGUACCAGACUAGCUAAUAACGGUCUUCGUGCAACAGUAAAGCGACUUGAUCGCUCACCUUCCUUUAGCUGGGCGAUAAAGAGAGGAAUGAGACGACACUAUAAAUUCACCACCAUUCCUCCUCCUAAACAAGAAGCUGUUCCUUGCACCUGUAAAGAAAAUCUCUUCAAAGAACUAAACCCAAUGAAUCCAUCUAAAGUGUGUCAGUGUCAAUCUGCAUGUAUUGAAGAUGAGACCACUGUGUAUGGUGGAAAGGAUGAUAUAUUUGCUAUAUUUACGCCACUGUGUGCAUCUGCAUACUAUGCUGGGAUUAUAUCAGAUACUGGUGGUAUAGUGGAAGUCCUAUAUACUGGAAGGCAAGAAGUCAUGCCUGGUAAUAAAACAGUUGCAGGAUUUACUUCAAGCAAGGUUGACUUUAUUCCCAAAACUAUAACUUUAAAAGCUUUAGGCAGUUUGAUAAUUCCCACCGAACCACCUCCCCCUUUAAGCUAUGAAGGCAGUGGUUUUGCACCAAUCACCACAACUGAGAAUCCUUUCCUUAAAACAACAACAUCAAUGAUGUCACAAGCAGCAUUGGCUGUGCAAGCUGAUGAUGAUGAUGAUGAUUUUGCAUCGAUACCAAAGCUGUUAAAGAAAUACAACAACGAACCAAUUGUAUUUCAUUUGCAUAUAAAAGAAAUCGAUAAACGGAAAAUGCAAUACAACAAGAUCAUAUUCAGUGCCAGGAAGCAUCAUAUCUUAGAAGAUUUUGGACGCAAACUUAACCCAAUGGUCAAGGCCAAGUUAGUAGAAAUGGGGUUUCAAGGUAUCACUGUUGACUUUGUUCAGUUCCACAGAGUUGGUGAAGAACUUGGCUUUGCUGGUGGUUUUGCAAUCUCAGGAAACAUUGCUACAUUGGCCAAGACAAUAAAAAAGUUGGAAACCACGGAAUCUAAUGGUGGUUCACCAUGGAGAGCAUUGGAAACAAUUGGAAAAGUUAUAAACAAGAGAUACAGCAAAGCAUUACUUGAGACUCUGCAGCGUCAAGAUGGAUAGUAGAAACAUAUGUUGAGUUCGAUGUUGCAUUUGAUGCCGUUUGUUUUGAUAAAUAAAUAUUUAAAACCCUUAG